Dinoponera quadriceps is the source of this 3884-nucleotide messenger RNA. RefSeq names its product mycosubtilin synthase subunit C (gene e). The record is from RefSeq and is a predicted model, not a curated record. The transcript is spliced from 13 exons. Lineage: Eukaryota; Metazoa; Arthropoda; Insecta; Hymenoptera; Formicidae. The coding region runs from base 562 to 3165 and encodes 867 amino acids.
GUAGCGACUGGAUGGGGGACAACGAACAAUUCAGAGUCCUCGUGGCCGGCUCGAUAUAAAAGUACGAGCUGAAUCAACCAGAGGAGGCAUUCUCUCUCGGUAACCCGUUCGCCGAUGACCGGACACUGAGGUCGCGUUACUCACGACCUUUGGAGGACCGUCCGCUAUCGAGAGAAGAAGAAGGAGGAGGGAAAGAAAAAGAAAGAGAAAGAGUCGGCUGAAUAACCGGAAAGCAAAACUAACCGAGUAGGGAAGAAGCGGGCAGAGGAGGGAAGAGGAGCAAAACCAGGAGGAGGAUCAACGUAGCGUAGUGCGUUGCGGUGUCGAAGAAUCGCCGGAGCGGCUGAGAGAGCGGCCGACCUGAAGAAAGGAAACCCGUGGCGAACAUUUGCAAGUGAAAGGAGAGAGAGAGAGACCCGGUCUCUCUGGAAUUGCUCUUUGUAUUUCGACAGUUUGUCGACGAAAUACGAGAAGUGUCGUCAGUUUUUACGGAGGUGUUCGCCGGUGUUGAUCGGGGGACGCAGACGCGAAAAACGAGAAGAGAAGAGAGAGAGUGACGAGAUGGGUACACUGCAGCAGCAGUCGGUCCUGAAGGGCCACCAGACGGGACGGGAGAAGGAGAAGGAUCUGGUACACGAAUUGUUCGGCCGUGCGGCGGCCGCUCAUCCUGAGAAAAUCGCGAUACAUUACGAAGAUAAUAUCGGCCAGGAGCACGUGUUGUCUUUCGAGGAGCUGGACAAGGUUACCAAUCGGUUGGCGCGCGCGUUGCGCAAGUAUAACAAAUUCGGGACGACCACCUCCGCCACUUCCUCCUCCUCGCAAUCGUUCGUGGCCGUCUGCGUGAAACCCUCGGAUCGUCUCCCGGCCGUGCUGCUGGCUAUACUGAAGGCGGGGAUGGCGUAUCUACCUUUGGACGCGGAGUUCCCGACGUCCAGAGUGAAGCACAUCCUGGAGGAGGCCCAGCCGCUGAUGGUGUUGGCCGAAGAUGGAGCGGACUUGUCGAUUUACGACGGUGCUUUGGUGGUGACGUACGAACAGCUGUUGGAAGAGGCCGAGCGAGAGCAAGAGGACGCGUUGACGACAGUCAAGGAGGCGAAUCAGAUCGCCAUUGUUCUCUAUACUUCCGGGAGCACAGGAGUCCCGAAAGGUGUGCUCAUACCUCACGCCACCCUAUUGAAUCGUCUGCAAUGGCAGUGGCGGGAACUACCAUACGCCGACGACGAAGAGGAAUGCGUCUUCAAGACCUCUCUCACGUUCGUCGACAGCGUCCCGGAGAUCUGGGGCCCACUGCUGCAGGGUCGCACUUUGGUGGUGGUGCCGAAGAGCGUGACAAAGGAUCCGGAAAGAUUCGUACAGCUGUUGGAUAAACACAGGAUACAACGUCUAACACUCGUGCCGUCGUUGCUGCGUUCAUUAUUCAUGUAUUUGGGUCUGCACGAUAAUGACAACGCUCUCGGCCGCCUGACACUCUGGAUCUGCUCCGGCGAGACCUUGCCGGUCGCAUUGGCCGAUCAGUUUUUCGCCACUUUCGGCGAUCACGGCAAGACGCUGGCUAAUUUCUACGGCAGCACGGAAGUUAUGGGUGACGUCACGUACCACCUGCUAAGCAAACGCGCGCAAUUGCAAGGAAUGGAGAAAGUGCCGAUCGGUAAACCAGUCGACAACUGCAUAAUUUACCUCGUGAACAAGGACAUGCGAUUAGCCCCUCAGGGAGAGGUCGGCGAGCUGAUAGUAGCCGGAAGGAACCUCGCCGCGGGUUAUAUACGCGGGCGGGACGCACAUAAAUUUUUGGACAAUCCUCACGCUAUCGAUCCAGAGUAUCCGAAAAUCUUCCGCACGGGCGACUAUGCCAAGAUAGUCAAGGGGUCCAUAAUUUACGAAGGACGAGUGGACUCGCAGAUCAAAAUCAGGGGCCACCGCGUCGACCUCACGGAGGUCGAGAGGGCGAUCGCCAGGAUACCCGACAUCGACAAAGUCGUGGUUCUUUGUUACAAGCCCGGCGAACUGUCGCAGGCGCUAAUAGCUUUCAUCACCACCGUGAACGGCAAGGCGCAAUUCAGCCAGGAGGUCGAAAGUCUCCUGCAAAGGAUGCUACCGCCGUACAUGCUGCCACAAAUUGUUAUCAUCGACCGUAUACCUCUUCUGACCAACGGAAAGACGGAUCGGCAGGCAUUGCUGAAGCAAUACGAGUCAUCCUGUCCUGACAACGAGGACGAGGUUACCGCCAACUGCGAUUACAGCGGCGUGCCGAGCCAAGACCUUGUGAAAGCUCACGUUCUUUUUCCGACCAUCGCGUCCGUAAUCGGACGCAACAGUCGCGCACCGGUGACGUCACAGGCGAAUUUCUACGAGCUCGGUGGAAACUCCCUGAAUUCCAUCUACGCGGUGACCAAGCUGAGAGACCAGGGUUAUCAGAUCGGCAUCACGGACUUCAUCACGGCGAAGAAUCUGGCCGACAUAUUGGAUCACAUGAAGCUCGAAUCCAGCGAGGAGGAGCCGCUGGAGGAGACCAUCGACCAAGGCUCGUACAUCUUCGAGCCGUUGCACGACAGCCACAAGGAAGACGCGAUCGUAAUAAUCACGGAGAGCUUUUACGCGAAGUCCGAUUUGGAGCAGUGGUUGAUGCCGGACAUAAGCAGAGCCGAUUAUAAGGAGCUGAUGGAGGCCAUAUGGCAGCCUCUCGUGGAGAAGGGUCUGAGUUUUGUGAUGAAGUCGAUGCAGACCGGUAAAACGAUCGGGGUCGCCCUCAACUUCGACCUCUGGGACGAGCCCGAGGUGGUAUUGAGCUCCAAGCUUAUGAUUGUCUUCGACUUUCUCGAGUACCUGGAGGCACCGAUCAGAGAAUACAAAUUGCCAAAAGGUAAAGAUCAGAUUAUUCACAACUUCAUGAUGACGACCAGCACCGAGCUGAACGCCGCGGAGAACGUGCUGGCGAUGAGGCAGAUGGAGGAGCACUGCUUGGAAUUCGCCAAGCAGAAGAAGUUCGCCGGCAUUUUCACGACGAACACCAGCCCGCUCACACAGCAACUCGGCACGGACGUGUACGGCUACGAAUCCAUGCUGGUGUACCAAGUAAAUAAGUACGAGAUACCCGACGGCAGCAAACCCUUCGGCAAGGCUCCCGACAGCCAAUUGGCGAUAUGCUCGUUGAAGAUGAUCAAGUGAAGCGAAUCAAUCGAUGUUACUUCAGUAUUGAUUUAGAGCUACGUGCGAGGAACGCGCGUUGCCUCCUGACGAAUUGCCCAACGAUGAAUAUCUGUAUAUAUUUUUUGUAAAUAGAUGUGUAUAAUUAGCAACUUAGCGAGUUGUUUGGAGUAAUUUGCAGUUAGUAUUAUAGACUUCAAAGUGGUCCAUGCGCAAUCAAACAGGGGACAAAGCACUUUCGUGCUGACACCCGGCUAUGUAUCGUGACGUGACGUAACGUUGAUUUUACGUAAUAUAUCAACUUGCACAAAUUGUCGAAUUGUGUGCGUGGGCAGCAAAAAUGAGCUCAGAAGAUCAGCCAUCAAUUGAUGUGAACUCGUCACGGGCAACCUCCAUCACAUAUUCUUACUUUAUAAGCGAAAUAGUACAUAUAAGAUCGUCUUAUAGAUUUAUUAUUUAAGAUACGCGCCUACGUGAAAAAUUCUACGUAAAUUAUUGUGUACACGUAAGAAUAAUUUUACUUUUCAAUAAAUAUUCGCUCUCAUAAUAGUCUAGUUUCGAAAACGGCGUUUACAUCGUUAUAAAUAUAGUAUAGCAAAAGUGGAAAAAAUGGUGUGUUCGAAGCACGCAACGUAGUAAAUAAGUUAAGAACGUAAUUCUUAUAUAACGUGAUGAUAAAAAUGCAGGACUACAGACAGCUACACAAAGCGUACUUUAAGAAAUAUAAAAGAAGACUUUGA